CCCUUCUCCCUGAAACCGAAAGGAAACCCUAGCUCUUCUACUUCCCGUCUCUCACGCCCAAAACAGGGCAAAAUUAAUUUUUUCAAAAUUAAUCAAGAAAUUGACUAUAAAACCCGCCACUGCGGUAGUUCUACGAUUCAAAAUUUCCAGAUUCGGAAGGCUGGUGGCCAAUCAACGUGCGUGAUCUUGGCGGUUUGCAGAACAUAAUCCAAUUCUUCUUGCUGCUUGGAUCCCGAUCUGAGAAUGUGCUAUGGAAUUUAAGACAUUUGCGGUUUUCAUCUUCGUUGAUUGGAUUGUGGUUUAGUGGAUGGAACAUAGAGCAGGAGAUAGCAAUGGAGAGGAAAUUCCUAAAAAGACGAGAUCUCUUGAUCUUAAGAGUCUAUACGAAACAGAGAGUUCAAAAGAGGCCCCAGGUAAGAAUUUGAAGCGGAAAAAUGGUCUAGAUGAUGAUGAUGGCAGUGUGAAGAGAAGUAAUAAGAGGAAGAAGGGUAGGAAGGCAGUGUCUAUUAAUAGAUUGAAGACUGUUACUGGCAAUGGCAGCAAGAGUCUGGAAGAAGUGUACAAUGGCAGCUUGACUUCGGUUUCACUCGAUUCGAGAGACUCGAAGCUGUGCUUGAGUCAGAAGUCGAAUGACUGUGGUGGGCUCAAUGUGAUUUCAUUAGCUUUGGAAGAUGAUGUUGUUAAAGUCCCGAGGCGGAAGCGAGGUAUAGUUAGGCGACGGAAAGUUGAGAAUGGCGGUGGAGUGUUGAAGCUGGAAGAGAAGAAUGGCAAAAUGGGUGAUGUUGAUGAGGUUGGCAGGGGGGCAGCUGAUCAAGAUCAUGUGAAUCCUGUAAAUAACGGCAAACAUUUCAAGGCUUCUAAGCUUAAAAGGAAGAAAAGAUCAGAUGACUUGAAGGAAAAUAUAAAUGGUGAAUCCAAUUCAGGUAGAGAUGUGAAGGAAGAGGACGGCCAGGAUAUGAUCUCAAUUGAGAAAAAUGGCGAGUCUUCCCCAAGAUUUCCCUUACUGGCCAUUCAGCUGAAAAUGCUGAUGAUCACCCUUCAAAUGGCUCUCUUAGGAAGCGAAGCAGAAAAAGGAAGAACAAGGUAUCAGAUGUGACAAGUCCAUCAAAGGAGGCUGAGCCUUCAGGUGAAAAAUCUGUCAAGAUUGUUGAUAAGGUUGUGCGGGAGGAUGAAGAAGAUAAUCUAGAAGAGAAUGCUGCAAGAAUGCUAUCGUCACGAUUUGAUCCUAGCUUUACUGGAUACUUGUCGAAGAAGAAAGUCUCAUCUCUACCGCCUACCAAUGGCUUGAAUCAUCCAUUGUCCUCUAGUAAAGAAUUUGUAGCUCGGGGAGGAAGCUAUGCCUCUGCUUCAGAUUCUGCUUCUGGUGAUGGUGCUGUUAGAGUUUUGCGACCGAGAAAGCAGUUCAAAGAGAAGAGUGGUGUUAGGAAGAGACGACAUUUUUAUGAUAUUAUUUCUGGUGAAUUGGAUGCACACUGGGUAUUAAAUAGGAGAAUCAAAGUAUUUUGGCCAUUGGACGAAAGUUGGUAUUAUGGCCUUGUUAGUGAUUAUGACAAUGAGAGAAAGCUUCAUCAUGUCAAGUAUGAUGACCGUGACGAGGAGUGGAUCAAUCUUCAGAAUGAGAGGUUCAAACUCUUACUGUUCCCUAGUGAAGCACCAGGCAGAAACCACCGAACAAGAUCCUUGUCAAGGAGGAAACACACCAUUGUAAGUGAAAGUAAGUCGAAUCACAGUAAAGAUAGCAAGAGGAAAAUGAGAGCGGAAGUUGAUAGCUUGGUUGGUAAUCAUAUAGAUUCAGAGCCCAUCAUCUCGUUGUUGGCUCGUUCAUCUCGAAGAGUGAAAUCUUCUCCAGUUUGUGCUACAGAGAAGGAGAACAAGUCCUGUGAACACCCCAGUUGUGGGGAAUCUUUGACUAGGGAUACUACAGUUGGUUGUGACUGCAAGGACGGAGAGUCUCUGAGUGCCGGAACAGCCAGAAAGUCCUUUAGUUCUACUCUUCCAGAUGAACCAGCCACGUCUAGGAGUGAGUUAUGUGCCACAGGGAGUCCUUUGUGUAACAACGAGAGAAAGCCUCCAAUUGUCUACUCCAGGAGGCGGGUUCGUAAGAGAAGUUUUUGGGCGUGUCAUGAUUCUAAAGUCAAUCGCAUGAAUACUGGUGUUCUUGCUCCUGAUAAUUAUGCUAGGCCUUUAUAUUCUGAAGUGGCGUUUGACAAGUUGGUGCCUGUGGAUUCACUGUGGUCAAUUGAUAGUACUGGAAUUUUGAAAUUGAAUUUCGCAAUUAUACUGUCAAGAAAUUUCACAUUUAAGUUGCGUUGCCCAGUACCAGCUUUCCGGAGUCGCUCGUUCAGUAAGUUGAGCAUCUCUUUGUCCCAUGCUAUAUUGCUACUUCAGUAUGGGCAACUGAUGACUAUGUUGCCAAGGGUUCAACUGGAGAUGCUUAUUGUAGAUAAUGUAGUGGGAUUGAGGUUUCUACUUUUUGAAGGAUGCUUGAAGCAAGCUGUGGCAUUUGUUCUUGUGGUCCUGAACAUAUUUGGUAAACCUGAUGAACCUGGGAAGUCUAUUCACUUAGAGUUGCCAGUGACUUCAAUUAGAUUCAAGUUCUCGUGUACUAGUUAUAUUGGGAAACAGCUUGCAUUUCUGUUUCAUAAAUUCUCCGAGCUUGAAAAUUCUAGUUGGCUACUCCUGGAGCGUAAAAUAAACAAGCAUUGUCUACUUUCUCGGCAACUGCCUCUGUCGCAAUGUACUUAUGCCAACAUUAAGGAUCUGCAAAAUGGUAGAAAUGGGCUACUUGCUUCUGUUUUGAACGGCACCAGAACAAUUAAGGGAUCCAGCAGGAGGUCCAGGCAGCAGAUUAGUUUCACGAGUGUUCCUAGAAAGCCGAGACACGGCAAAGCUAGUCACUAUGUCGACCCUGAGAGGGACCAAAGAUUUAUUCCUCCAAUGUCUCUCUCCUUUACUGCUGCACCUACCUUUUUUCCAGGACUUCAUCGUAGGCUGCUUAUCGAGCACACUCUGACUCGCAUCGGAUUUCAAGAUCAUUACUCGGAGGGGGAUCCUGAAAUGAGUGGCAGGUUGCUAGUGGAGGACCAGUCUUGCGUGGGAGAGUGCUCAAUUAUAACUCCUGAAAGCAAUUCUCGUAAGGUACUCAAGGCUGUGUCAAGGGACAUGGGUUCUGAUGAAGUCUCUAUAUCUCAUUCUAGGGAUGCAAUGAAUUCCCUUUUGGAGUCCAACAGUGGUACAAAUGUUCUUGGAUCUUCUUCUGUCGUUGAGGAGACUGUGAACACGGGGAAUGAUGCAGACUACGAGCUACCGUCUCAGCCUUUGGAUUCUGCACAACAGAAAAUCUUGCGCCCGUCAUCUGCUGGAGAUGAAGCCAAGUUCCAUGCAGAAUCUCCUUCACCUUCUCUUCAUAAUGGAAUCACAGUUGAAAUCCCUUCUGAUAAAUUUGAUAAAGAUGUUGAUGGUGUUUCACAUGUGCAACAAUCUUGUGGCGAUUUGUCAUGGAAUUUGAACAGUGGUGUUAUUCCCAGCCCAAACCCUACCGCACGUAGAAGUACAUGGCAUCGAAAUAGAAGCAGUUCAGCUUCUUUUGGAGGCUUUGCGCAUGGAUGGUCAGAAGGAAAGUCCGAUUUUCUUCAGAGUAACUUUGGUAAUGGACCAAAGAAGCCACGUACACAGGUGAAUUAUGCUUUUCCUUCGGGCGGUUUUGAUCUUAGCUCCAGAGGUAAAGGUCAUCAGCACAAAAUGCAUCCACAUAAGCGAAUUAGGACUUCAAACGAGAGGAGGUCUUCUGAUACUUCGAGGGCCCCUGAAAAGAACCUAGAUUCGUUGUCUUGCGAUGUAAACCUUUUGCUAACUGUUGGUGAUAAAGGUUGGAGAGAGAGUGGUGUACAGGUUGUGCUGGAACUUUUUGAACACAGUGAGUGGAGGCUUGCUGUGAAACUCUCCGGCACCACAAAGUAUUCAUACAAGCCACAUCAAUUCCUGCAGCUUGGUUCGACAAACCGGUUUACACAUGCUAUGAUGUGGAAAGGAGGGAAAGAAUGGAUAUUGGAGUUUCCUGACAGGAGCCAGUGGGCUCUUUUCAAAGAGAUGCACGAAGAGUGUUAUGAUCGGAAUGUACGUGCGGCAUUGGUGAAAAAUAUUCCAAUUCCUGGUGUUCGAUUGAUAGAGGAAAAUGAGAGUCAUGUAGCAGAAGCACCAUUUCUGAGAACCUCGAAGUACUUUUGUCAGGAGGAAACUGAUGUUGAGAUGGCUUUGAAUCCAUCCAGAGUGCUGUAUGACAUUGAUAGUGAUGAUGAGCGUUGGAUGUCAGAAACGUGUAGUGCCCUAGCAGUUCAAAAUGACAGUUCCAUGGAGAUUUCCGAAGAUAUUGUUGAGAAAAUCAUGGACACAUGUGAGAAAGCUGCAUAUUCUCGGCAAUGUGUCCAUUUUAGUGCUGAAGAAGUAAAUGAUCUAAUGGGUGGUGUAGCGUCUAUUGAAGUAAUCAGGAUGGUUUUUCAGUAUUGGCACCAGAAGAGAAGUAGGAAGGGAAUGCCACUGAUUCGGCACCUUGAGAUUCACGUUUCUUUAUCUAAGACUUAGAUAUACAACAUAAAUGGCAUUGUUGCCUAACAUUAAAUGGAAAAUGUCGGGUUUUGUUCAGCCACCACGUUGGGAAAGAUAUCAACAAGAAGUGAAAGAGUGGGAGCAAGCGAAGGCAAAAAAUGUCCCUUCAAAUGGUUGCUCUAAGAAGGUUGGUCAAUGCGAGAAGCCACCAAUGUUUGCAUUUUGCCUGAAACCACGAGGUUUGGAUCUACCCAACCGAGGGUCAAAACAUAGGUCACACAAGAAAUUCUCAGUUUCUGGGCAAAGCAAUACCUUUUCCGUCUAUCACGACGGUUUUCAUGCUUACGCAGGCAGACGAAUGAACGGCUUUGCAUCUGGCGACGAGAGGGUUUCACAUUUAGGACACAAUUACGACUCCAUGGACGAUUCUCCAUUACCUCAGAGAUCACCAAGUUUUUUCUCACCAAGGGAAGCAGAUGCAGGCAGCUCGGGCUACUUUUACCCCAAUCCUCAUAGAUACCACCACUUGCAGAAGAAAUUUCAGAGAAGCAAAUCGAACAAAGUGGUGGGGACUUCAACUCUAUCCCCUAUGGGACCUCAGAUGGUACCUUCAUUCAAUCAGCGCAUGUUUAUGAAAAGGAAUACCAGCUUUCAUCACUGGUCGCACGAACGACAACCUGAUCCCCAUCUAGACUGGUCUCUUCAGCACAUGCCUGACCAAUUGGAAGGCUCGGAUCUUGAAGAAUUGCGAACUCGUGAUGCAUCUAGUGCAGCUCAACAUGCUCUCAAGGUGGCCAAGUUCAAAAGAGAGAAAGCUCAGAGACUACUCUGCAGGGCUGAUUUAGCUAUCCACAAGGCUGUUAUUGCCCUGAUGACAGCCGAAGCUAUUAAGGCAGCUUCCUCAGAGGAUGCAGACGAUGACGACCUAUGAUAUACGAGGUUUGGAAUUCUUUCUUUGGGAACUUUGGCAGCUAGAGGGUUGCCUGUGGAGUGUGAACUCUGCAUUUGGUUUUUGCAUAUAGCCCUGGUUAGAGAGGGGGACAAUGGUGGUGGUGGUCUUGCACGAGGUACGCAUUUGGCUACUCCCUUGGUGGUUUCGUGAACCCGGCUCGAUGUGGCACUGAUGAUCCAUCCUGGACGUGACUGGUGAGGGGUGUUGCUGGAAUUUUGGGCCUGGAUUUUCCUUUUGUACAGAUUUUUUCACUUUUCCUCCCUCUUUACUUUUUAGCCUUCUCCAGGGUUCUCUGUUUCUUCUUCUCCUUCUUUAGCCUUGAUGCCUGAGAUAGCAGCUUUAGCCGAAAUAAUACAACACUCCUAGGUAUGGUAGUAGAGAAGGAGAGGGGGUAAGAAAAAAGGUUUGAGAAGAGUUGCUUGGUAGAUAGAUUGAAAUGCUGCUGCAGGUUUCGGGGAGCGUUUGUUCAUUCGAAAAAAGAAAAAAAAAAUCAUUUUUAGGGUUAGGGAUAUGUACCAAUGGUGAAGAACAUAUCUCUGGAAAUAGGGGCAGGAAAAAAGGGGGAACAAGUUGUGUAAGUAAAUUAUCCUUUUUUUUUCUUUGUUCUUUCUAAUUUUUCAUAGAGGUGAAAUUUGGAGGCAAAUGAAAAGAGAUCCUAUUGUUGAUGUCUGAUGAUGUCCCUAGCCUUGCUUUUCGUUUCCAUGGCUCUGCCUUUGUACAGUUGCUGAAUUUCUUGAUCCAACGGCACUGGCAUUUGAUGAAUGUAUCCUCACUGAUACUGAAAAAUGAAAGAUGUAGUAUCCCAUUGAGAUGGAUUGUUUUUGCUGGUUGCGAGCUAUCGCGAUGCUGUACUUGCCAUUGCGGUUCGAGGAUUGAUAGAAGCAGCAGAGAGAUGGAUUGUGUUGAUUUCGAAUUGGUUCGAUUGUUUGUCAACCAGGAACGAAGUCAGCUUGUUUCAUUAAAAGUCCCUUUAAAUUGCACAUAGAAAAGUUUGAAACAAA
Linum tenue is the source of this 6498-nucleotide messenger RNA. Lineage: Eukaryota; Viridiplantae; Streptophyta; Magnoliopsida; Malpighiales; Linaceae. The record is from the annotation of a GenBank genome assembly.